Pseudomyrmex gracilis is the source of this 1835-nucleotide messenger RNA. It is a transcript of the gene U3-55K, whose product is annotated as U3 small nucleolar RNA-interacting protein 2. Bases 140 to 1558 code for a protein of 472 amino acids. Gene Ontology annotation, molecular function: snoRNA binding; protein binding. The transcript is spliced from 8 exons. Gene Ontology annotation, cellular component: small-subunit processome. The record is from RefSeq and is a predicted model, not a curated record. NCBI's taxonomy places the organism in Eukaryota, Metazoa, Arthropoda, Insecta, Hymenoptera, Formicidae.
GAGUCACAAGUGCACCCUAACCCCUAAACUUAUGUCUAUACUUUAUAGUGUGCCUCGUAUUGUGUAUUACACGUGGAUGACAGCGAAGAGAGUUGCUUCUUUCUAAAAGUUAUUUUUGUAAUUGGUUUUUCUUUUAAAAAUGUCAUUUUUUAUAAGAAGUAAUAAGCGAAGUAAUGAACCACGGAAACGCAAACUUAAUGGCCAUCUUAUCAAGACAUCCAUAACUCAAUCUUUAGUAAAGAAAUCAAGAAAAGCAAAGAGGUUUUUACCUAAUGACAAUGAAAGUAUUGCUAGUACAGAUGAAGAAUUUUUUGCUGAGGAAAAUCUAAAAAAUGAAAGGCAAAAAUACAAUAGUGGAACUGAAGAAGAAGAAGAAACUAUACAAGAAAAACGUUUAAGGCUUGCAAAAAAAUAUCUUCAAGAAAUCGAAGAAAAAGAAAAAGAUAAAGCCGAGUUUGAAGAGAAUGCAGUUUCACGGAGGUUACAAGAAGAAUAUUUAGAAGAAAAAGGCCGAUUAAGAAAAACUAUUGCUGCUAAUUUUAUUGGUCACAACAAUCUUAUUAUAUUGAAAUGCAAAGAGCAUAAAUCUUCUAUUACUUGCAUUUGCCUUUCUAGUGAUGGCAGUAUACUGUAUUCAGGAUCUAAAGAUGGUAGUUUAGUUAAAUGGUCAGUCAAAGAAAAGAUCAAGUUAAAAGUUGUUAAAGGAAACAGGAACGGAAAAAAGAAAGGGCAGUCAAAAGAUGAAUUCAAAUUUAUUCGGUGUUUGGCAAUUAGUACAGACGGAAAAUUUCUGGUAGUAGGAGAUAAUGGGAGUAAAGAUAUAAAAGUACUUUGUGGCAAUACUCUUGAUCAUAUAAAAAAUUUGCAAGGUCAUAGGGACGUUAUAUCCGGUUUAAUAUUCCGGAAAGAUACUUACACAUUGUAUUCUGCAUCUGAAGAUAGAAGCGUAAAAGUGUGGAAUCUAAACGACAUGGCUUACGUUGAAUCUUUGUUCGGACAUCAGAGCCCAAUCACGUCAAUCGAUACUCUUUCGCGAGAACGCGCUAUCACGAGCGGUGGUUACGACGGCAGUAUUAGGAUAUGGAAGAUAGUUGAAGAGUCGCAAUUAAUAUUUAACGGACAUACUCUCGGUUAUAGUAUUGAUGCGGUUAAGCUUAUCAAUGAAGAAAAUUUCUUUAGUAGCGGGCAAGACGGACAGCUUUGCGUUUGGGGAUGUUUGAAAAAAAAGCCAUUGUGCACGGUGUCACAGGCGCAUGGAAAAAAUGAAAUCAAUGAUCAACCAAUGUGGAUUUCGAGCAUCGCGACAUUGUUGAAUACAGAUCUAGUGGCGUCAGGAUCGCACAACGGGGUCGUUAAAUUAUGGCAAUGCGGAGAAAACUUUAGAUCUUUAAAUCUGUUGUUUGAAGUUAAGCUAACAGGUUUUAUAAAUGCGCUUACUUUUACACCCGAUGGAAAUCACCUCAUUGCAGGUGUAGGUAAAGAACAUAAAAAUGGUAAUUGGUGGCGAAUACCGGAAGCAAGAAAUACUAUUGUUAUUAUACCAUUAGUACGAAAAUAAAUGUUACCACAACAUUUCAAUUGUUGAUGUGUGUUUUAUAAUAGAAAUACUAAUAAAGAUAACAAUUUUUCUUAUGAUUUGAUCAGAAAUUGUAAUUUUAAGUUGUUUUAUAAAUUUUAUAAAGACAGAUGCUCUUUUUUAUAUAUAGGAUGUUCGGUAAUUGCUGUAACACCGCUUAUAGACAGGUUGAAAGAAUAUAUAAAUUUAACAAUAAUUAUAAUUGUGAUAAGGGCUAUUGGAACCGUUAAGCAGGAUGUUAUGCCGUAAAUAAAUGUAU